This is a messenger RNA of Chlorocebus sabaeus (green monkey), 1467 nucleotides long. RefSeq names its product uroporphyrinogen III synthase (gene UROS). Gene Ontology annotation, molecular function: uroporphyrinogen-III synthase activity. NCBI's taxonomy places the organism in Eukaryota, Metazoa, Chordata, Mammalia, Primates, Cercopithecidae. Gene Ontology annotation, cellular component: cytosol. The record is from RefSeq and is a predicted model, not a curated record. Gene Ontology annotation, biological process: uroporphyrinogen III biosynthetic process.
UCCGUGGCCUGGAUGUCGGUGCGCAUGCGCGAGCGCCUAGCUGUGCGCGCGGCCGUCCCGGCAUUCCCGGGCUGAGGUGCGGGGUCCGGCCCGCCGCGGCCCCUUAGGCUGCGUGGGGAGGGGGCGGCCCCCCCUGUUGUCAUUGCUCCUGCAGCCUCAGCAGCCUCUUCGCUGGGACUGCGCGACACCGCCCCCAGACUGGGUGCCCGCUGUGUGCCAGGCCCGGUGCUGGGCACGGUCCCGUCUCUUAGCCCAUUCGAGCCUCCCCAGCCCCGCGAGCACCCUAUAAGGACUGCCAGGCAAUAAUGAAGGUUCUUUUACUGAAGGAUGCUAAGGAAGACGACUGUGGCCAGGAUCCGUAUAUCAGGGAAUUAGGAUUAUAUGGACUUGAAGCCACUCUGAUCCCUGUUUUAUCAUUUGAAUUUUUGUCUCUUCCCAGUUUCUCUGAGAAGCUUUCUCAUCCUGAAGAUUACGGGGGACUCAUUUUUACCAGCCCCAGAGCAGUGGAAGCGGCACAGUUAUGUUUGGAGAAAAACAAUAAAACUGAAGUCUGGGAAAGGUCUCUGAAAGAAAAAUGGAAUGCCAAGUCAGUGUAUGUGGUUGGAAAUGCUACUGCUUCUCUAGUGAGUAAAAUUGGCCUGGAUACAGAAGGAGAAACCUGUGGAAAUGCAGAAAAGCUUGCAGAAUAUAUUUGUUCCAGGGAGUCCUCACCACUGCCUCUUCUAUUUCCCUGUGGAAACCUCAAAAGAGAAAUCCUGCCGAAAGCACUCAAGGACAAAGGGAUUGCCAUGGAAAGCGUAACUGUGUAUCAGACAAUUCCACACCCAGGAAUCCAAGGGAACCUGAACAGCUACUAUUCCCAGCAGGGGGUUCCAGCCAGCAUCACUUUUUUCAGUCCCUCUGGCCUCACAUACAGUCUCAAGCAUAUUCAGGAGUUAUCUGGUGACAAUAUUGAUCAAAUUAAGACCCAGGGUCCCCGACACCUGAAGCAGAACUGUCUGCAGCUAGAGCUUCUGAGGAAGGACUGCACCGAUGCAGCCACGAUGUUUGCAGCCAUCGGCCCCACUACGGCUCACGCACUGGCCGCCCAGGGCCUGCCUGUAAGCUGCACUGCAGAGAGCCCCACGCCACAAGCCCUGGCCACUGGCAUCAGGAAGGCACUCCAGCCCCAUGGCUGCUGCUGAGUCAGCCACCUGUCGCUUGCCCCAUGCAGCCUCCCUGGGCUGGGCUGGCUCUGGAUGGAGCCGGGCAUUGGCAAGGGCUCUCAGGAGCUGCUGCCAUCAGACUCCUGCUUCAAGCCUGAGUGGAAGCAUCUGAGGACCAGGGAUCAGGACCUGACCUGGGGCUGGCCUCAGGCCCACGUGCAUGUGACCGCCCUCUGUGGAAGCCAGCUUGAACCCUAGCCCUGUGAGAGCUUCCUGUGCCCAGCAGGAAGGAAAUCAAAUAAACCACACUGGCUGCCCGUGC